AUUUUGUGGAUGGGAGGGAAGGAGAAGGACAGCAAUGGAUGUCUGGAUGAUGUGCCAGCCAGAGAAAACAGAAUCCUUCUUCUUCCCCCCGCUUACUCUGCUUGCCUUGCCGCAAUAGCCACUUGAUAAACCAUAAAGCUCCAAGACAAAAUGCCCCUAGGAGCCGCUUCGGCUCCGCGCCUGCAAUCCCCAUUUCUCUGCUGCCCUCUCAAAUCGCCAUGUUCGUCUCCUUCCAAGUCCGCCAGAAGCUCCACCCUUCAAUCCCCCCGGCGGCCGCCUUAUCCCCUCGUUAUAGCCGCUGAUCUCGACGCCAACACGAUUACAGCCAUAUCCGUUGGGCUAGUGAGCGUGGCAGUGGGGAUUGGCAUUCCAGCAUUCUACGAGUCCCAAAUCGAUAAUGCUUCAAAGAGGGACAACACUCAGCCUUGCUUCCCCUGUAGCGGCUCCGGUGCCCAGAGAUGCAGAUUUUGCGAGGGGACUGGCUCGGUGACGGUGGACUUAGGAGGGGGCGAGAAAGAAGUGUCUCCAUGUAUCAACUGUGAUAGUGCUGGUUCAUUGACUUGCACCACAUGUCAAGGCUCCGGGAUUCAACCGCGUUACCUCGAUCGGAGGGAAUUCAAAGACGACGACUGAAUUACGUUUAGUUCGAUCCCAAGAACUUGGGUACAUUUUGGUCCCAACUCUGAACAUAUGGAAGAGAAGAUCCAACAGUCAUUCUUUCCAGUCUACUUGUAACCUUGCAUCUAUGUACCUCUCCAACUACUCUUUAUAGAGCUUUUUUGUCAAAUCUUUUACUCUUGUUACACUGUUGAUACUGUACAAUUUUCUCUCUUUUUGUUGAGACCAACUGUAAAAAGUGAU
Messenger RNA from Linum tenue, 861 nucleotides. The record is from the annotation of a GenBank genome assembly. Lineage: Eukaryota; Viridiplantae; Streptophyta; Magnoliopsida; Malpighiales; Linaceae.